Messenger RNA from Scaptodrosophila lebanonensis, 1748 nucleotides. RefSeq names its product heparan sulfate 2-O-sulfotransferase pipe-like. Bases 216 to 1748 code for a protein of 510 amino acids. Gene Ontology annotation, cellular component: membrane. The record is from RefSeq and is a predicted model, not a curated record. The transcript has 6 exons. Gene Ontology annotation, molecular function: sulfotransferase activity. NCBI's taxonomy places the organism in Eukaryota, Metazoa, Arthropoda, Insecta, Diptera, Drosophilidae.
UGCUAGUUUAAAGAGAAACCCAAGAAACUUGAGAUUUGUAGAACCAGUAACAGUUCUACUUGUACUAACGGACGUAACAGCAACAGUGGUGCACGAUUUGUUAACCGGGCCUAAAUAAUACAAAUUACUUACAAAUAAUCGAAAGAAGCUUGAAAGUGCAGUUCUGUGCGUUCCCCUCCGACCUUGUGAGUGUGUUUCGCGCUUAGCUUCUGCCCAUGUCGCCCAACUCAGAACGAUCGUACAAAAUGAAGCUGCGCGAUAUGGAGAAUGCCUUUAAGUACCGCCGCAUACCAUAUCCCAAGCGAUCGGUGGAGCUCAUUGCUUUGUUGGCCAUAUCGUGCACCUUCUUUCUGUUCAUGCACACAAACAAACUGAACAGCCGCCUCAAGGAAAUGGAGGUGAAACUACAGCCCUCCGAGUUUUCCGCUCUGGGCUUGACGGGCAAUCACAUCAGUGGACAUGACACGGGCAAACCCGAAGACAUCAAUACGCUGCAUGGUACCUAUCAAUAUUUAAAAAGCACCGGACAGGUAAGUCGACAUGUGCGCAACGUACACGCGCGGACGCAACUCCUAAACGGAGAGGAAAAAGAGCCGGAUUCCGAAGGUAACAACUUUAUUCACGAUCUCAAGAAUGGGCACAAUGCUCAGCACCACCUGCACAAGGCCGAAACCGAUAAGCAGCUGGUGCGAGGAGAUAUAGUGAACGAGAGCCAGAGAAGGAAGUCACACAAGCUCAGGGAAGCCUUUGAUGAUGAAGACGAAGAUGAGGAUGACGAUGUGGAUGAGGAUGAAGGUUUCAACUUAGACGCAGAUCUACUCAACAAUACCAAGCUCGCUGAGGUUGACUUUGUCUUUUUCAAUCGCGUUCCCAAGGUGGGAAGCCAAUCGCUUAUGGAGCUAAUGCAGCGCCUUGGAAAAGUUAAUGGAUUCCAGCACGGGCGCAAUAAAGGCAGAGCACACGAGACCGUGCUAAUGGGCAAAGACCGGCAGAAGGAGCUAAUUGCAGAUUUGCUAAUCCGUCAAAAACCUCAUAUAUACAGUCAGCAUAUUGCUUAUAUAAACUUUACGCGCUUUCAUCUGCCACGGCCUAUAUACAUAAAUCUUGUCAGACAUCCUGUGGAGCGAAUUAUCAGCUGGCACUAUUAUAUUCGAGCACGUUGGUACUAUCGUGAUAUGAAGGACAAAUUGGGUGACGAGGCGCCUCCUAUGCCAUCGGAUGAGUUUCUGGAUAUGGACUUGGACACAUGUGUUCGAACGAAGAAUGAACACUGCACCUUUGAACAAAUGCAAAUGAAAAAUCCCGUGGGCGAUCAUCGCAGACAGGUUCUGUUUUUUUGUGGCAUGAAUCAGAAAGUGUGCAUGCCCUUUAAUUCUCCGGUUGCUAUGCAAAGGGCGAAGCGCACUGUGGAGGCCGAAUAUGCCGUCGUAGGCACUUGGGAAGACACAAAUAUUACGCUGUCAGUGCUCGAGCACUACAUACCGCGCUAUUUUCGCAAUGCAAAGGUGGCCUACUACCUGGGACUGGAAAGACUCUCUAACGUCAACAGGAAUAAUGUAACACGCAUUGUUAGUGAGGAGACACGUCAAAUACUAAGCAAGAAUCUGACAAAUGAGAUUGAAUUCUAUGAAUUCUGCAAACAGCGGUUAUACCUGCAGUACGCCGCCCUCACUCAAGGGAAGAGACUCGGAGAUGAUGACUAUCUACUGGUGCCGGACCAGCGCAACGAGUAUAAUGAGGACUAUUAA